Brienomyrus brachyistius is the source of this 6155-nucleotide messenger RNA. RefSeq names its product AP2-associated protein kinase 1-like. The record is from RefSeq and is a predicted model, not a curated record. NCBI's taxonomy places the organism in Eukaryota, Metazoa, Chordata, Actinopteri, Osteoglossiformes, Mormyridae. Bases 1034 to 4309 code for a protein of 1091 amino acids. The transcript has 20 exons. Gene Ontology annotation, biological process: protein phosphorylation. Gene Ontology annotation, molecular function: protein kinase activity; ATP binding.
CCCCCCCUUGUCAAGUUUACUAAACACGAAUGAUAGGGCUUCUCGCUUCCUGUUUGGUCGCGUUUCCUGGUACGAGGAUGAGCCACUCAGCUGUUUUUACCAGAGGCAAACGGAGCUCGGCGUUAGCCUGUUAGCCUGGGGCGGCAGCAGCCGGAGGAGGGAGACCGCCGCUUGGCGUUACGCGAGCUCAAGCGGGAGAGGAAGCUCACGGGGCGCCUGGGAGAAGGUCCCUCCCCGGGAACAUAAGCGCGGAUGACCGGGCGGUCACGCCGAUGAAGCGCCGGACUGAAUGGAGAUGCUUCCAGUCAGAAAAUUAGCUGCCAACUGCUCAAACUGGAGCUGGGGUUUAAAGUCCGUAUAGGCAGCUGGUCGUCGCAGCGGUUUUUACUUGAUGACAUGAAGCCGGUGUCUUAUUUGCCAAGACGCCAUGGGCAGCAAAUGAUUGAAUGUAUUUUUUAACCCGAAAAAAAAAGAAAUAUAUCUGCUAUCGUUUUUGAUAGCGUGUGGUCGUUACCUGGUUAGUCCAAUGAAUAUUUAAAAUUAGCUCGCUAGCCUGCUAUAUGUGUACCUAGCAAGUGCUAACUGGCUAAUCAUCAAACAAUCACGAGUAGCAGCAUUUUUUAUUGGGUUUAUUUUAUUUACACUGUUUGUUUUCGGUUUGUACUUUGAAUUUUGUCUCGCUGGGUAACAACAUCAUUGACCUGGUCAAUUUAACCUUGGCUUGUAAUCACAUAAAUAUGAAAGUGACAGGCAAAUAUUGACCUUAUUCCGUUUUGUCGAGCGCCAGUAGACUGGGUUGACUUGACAUCCGUUAUAAGUACCGACUCCAUUAGCGUAUAAGCUAACUAGUUACCGUGUUUGGGCAUAAGCUGCGUUUUUAAGCUAGCUAACCAGCUCCCUAUCAUCUUUUGGGCCACAUUGCUAAUAUCGGAAGCUGGCGGCAGUUAAUCAUAUCGUUUUCUUGAAACUGCUUAUUUUGUGAUUUUUUUUUGUUUUUGUCCAUAAUAAUUUUCUUCCUGCAUUGUCACAAACAAUGAAGAAGUUUUUUGACUCUCGUCGGGAAUUGGUCAGUUCCGGACCCGGUUCUGGGGCGAGCUGUGGGGGCAGCGGGUCUGGCGGUUGUGGCAGUUUCAUAGGGAGGGUUUUCACCAUCGGCCGCUACCAGGUCACCGUGGAUGAGACGCUGGCAGAAGGGGGCUUUGCCAUCGUGUUCCUGGUUCAUACUCACCAGGGUCUCCGCUGUGCCCUCAAGCGCAUGUAUGUCAACAACGAGCACGACCUGCAGGUGUGCCAGCGGGAGAUCCAGAUCAUGAGGGACCUGGUAGGCCACAGGAACAUCGUGGGAUUCCUAGACUCCAGCAUCACGGCAGUAGGAGCGGGAGAUGUGUGGGAGGUCCUUAUCCUCAUGGACUUCUGUCGCGGUGGCCAGGUGGUGAACCUGAUGAACCAGCGGCUGCAGACAGGCUUCACCGAGGCUGAGGUGCUGCAGAUCUUCUGCGACACAUGCGAGGCAGUGGCCCGGCUGCACCAGUGCAAGAUGCCCAUCAUCCACCGUGACCUUAAGGUGGAGAACAUCCUGCUGCACGACCGUGGUCAUUAUGUGCUGUGUGACUUUGGCAGUGCCACCAACCGCUUCCAGAACCCGCAGACUGAGGGUGUCCCUGUGGUGGAGGAGGACAUCAAGAAGUACACCACACUGUCAUACCGCUCUCCUGAGAUGGUCAACCUCUACAGCGGCAAGGUGAUCACCACCAAGGCGGACAUCUGGGCCAUGGGCUGCCUGCUGUACAAGCUCUGCUACUUCACGCUGCCCUUCGGAGAGAGCCAGGUGGCCAUCUGUGACGGCAGCUUCACCAUCCCCGACAACUCCCGCUACUCGCAGGACAUGCACUGCCUCAUCCGAUACAUGCUGGAGCCAGACCCCGACAAGAGACCGGACAUCUACCAGGUGUCCUACUUCGCUUUCAAGCUGGCGCGGAGGGACUGCCCCGUCCAGAACGUGCACAAUGUUCCCAUUCCAGCGAAGCUUCCUGAGCCAAUCAGAGCCAGCGAAGCUGUAGCCAAGAAGAGCCAGACCAAAGCCCGGCUGACGGACCCCAUACCGACCAUGGAGACGUCCAUCGCCCCCCGGCAGCGCCCCAAAGGGGGCCAGGCCCAGCCCAUUGCCGGGAUACUGCCUAUCCAGCCUGCCCUCACACCCCGCAAGAGGCCCACGGGUGCCCCCGCGGCUGCCCCGCCCGUUGCAGUUGGUCUCGGCGCUGGCCCCCCGACCUCAGCCAUGCAGCCACAGAAGGCGACGCUGCCCCCCGUGGCUCAGCAGCAGGCUCCGCCCACACAGCCCGUGGCCCCUGCGGCCCAGGCGCAGGCCACGCCCUCUCACCAGCAGCUCCGCAUGAAGCAGCAGCAGGUGGCCGCCUACUUCAGCACUGUCCCACAGCAGCAGGAGGCUUCACAGCAGCCCGUCACUCCUGCCCGCGGCAUCCACAAGGUGGGCUCCCUGACACCACCCUCUUCCCCGAAGGCUCCGGCCCGCGGGGGCCACAGGCGCAUCCUGAGCGACGUCACCCACAGUGCCGUGUUCGGCGUUCCCGCCAGCCAGUCCACCCAGCUGCUGCAGGCUGCGGCCGCCGAGGCCAGCCUCAACAAGUCCAAAUCGGCCAGUACGACGCCGUCGGGCUCCCCAUGCUCUUCCCAGCAAAGCGUGUACCAGCCUGCUGAGAGCAGUGCCCUGGUGGCCUCCACGGCGCCCCCAACUGCUCGCAACUGUGUGGAGCAGCCAGCCUGGAAUCCCUUCGGCGACGAUAACUUCUCAAAGCUGACCGCCGAGGAGCUGCUCAACAAGGACUUCGGCAGACUUGCCGAGAGCAAGGCAGCCGAGAGGGGCAGUGCCCCCGCAGGGGACCUCAUUCCUGGGCUGUCGAUGGCCCCAGCCCCCAAGGCAUUCACCCAGCCUGCAGCUGAGAGACCCUCUGACACUCUGUGUCUGGAUUCGGGUGUGCCGCUCUUGACUGUCCCGGACCCAUUCAACUCCCAGUCCCUUUCUGACACCCCAGAGAAGCUGAUAGAGGGCCUGAGGUCCCCCGACACAUCUCUCCUGCUCCCUGACCUUUUACCCCUGACUGACCCUUUCGGCACUCCUGCGGAGGGCCCCGGUAACGGCAAGCCGGACGUGUGCAUGGACUCGUUGAUCCCUGGUCUGGAGGCCCCCAGGCCACAGCCGGAGCCUGCAUCUGUAGCCCUGCCAGACUCUCUGGCUGGUGAAGAUGUUCUUUUGGGUAGCUUGCUGUCCCACUCCUCCAACACGGGACUCCCUUCUGCCUCCACACCCCCUUCUGGCUCUGCCUCCUGUCUGGAUGAGUUUGCCCCCACAUCCCAUGGUGUCAGCCAGCCCCUUGCGGAUGCUUCCUGCCUCAUGCCAGGCUUCCAGCGGCCCGAGUGUGCGGAGAAAAGCACUGAGGACGAGUUUGACCCCAUCCCCGUGCUCAUCUCCAAAACUUCUAACCAAGAACUCCAGAGGCAGACCAAUGGCUAUAGUGUGUUUUGUGAAGGAGGAAGUGAGGUGCCUGGAGAUAUUGACACCAUAGACCAGGGCUGUUUGCACUCAAGUGAGGAAGAGGAUGAUGAAGAGCAAGUUGAUGAAGGUGCAGCUCUGGACUCCAGCGGCUCCAGGCCAUUGCUACUAGAUUCCGAGGAGGAGGAGGAGGACCAGGUCCCGGAAGUCGGGCAGGAACCAGACCAUCAGAUCUACCAGUCCUCUUUAUUCCCCCAGCACCAGCAGCAUUUCUCCCCUCACCUCUUGCCUUCCCAACCAGGCAGGAAGCAACAUACUCCACCUAACGUCUUCUCAAACGCCCCCUUUGGAACUGGAUACGAGGAGGGUAUUGACGUGUUUGCCAAAGCACCCUUCCUACGGCACCCUACCCCAGCUCAGGAACCAGACAUCUUCCUACAGGCCCCUUUUGGCAGGAGGAAGGAGAUAGCCAGAGGCUUGCAGCAGUACUCCCAGCCGUGCAUACAGCACCCAGUAUGUUCUGCUGUCCACCUCCCUGGUCAUGUGCAAGCCUACCUGGGCCAAGCCCCUUCCCACCCCAUACAUCCACAAGCCUUGGCCAAGUAUUCCCGACAUUUUGAGGCCCCGCUACCCCAGUCACUGAUGGGGGUCCAACAUCCAUUGCCCUCUGGGGCUAGAUUGGGUGCCAUGGGGCCAAGCCCUGCAGGUCAUUUGCCCUCAUGGACUACAGAGGCUGCUGCUGUGGAUCCCUUUAUUGCUGCACCCUUUCACCAUAAAGGUCCACAGGAUAAGCUCUAAAGACAGGGGAUCGGGCAGGAUCAACUCUGAAAAGGAAAAUGGGUACAGCAGCUAUGAGUAUCUGCAGUGGGCUAUGGGCGGCACCAUCACCUCCAACCCAAUACUUCACAAAUUCUGAAACUGGUAUUGGAACAAAAGGUAGAAUAUUUGAAAGUAGUAGUAAUCCUAGCCCUUAAUGCAGAAACAGUCGAUCUUAUGCAUCUGCACCCUCCUUGCAGUCUGUCUACACCAUGUGACUGCAUCUCGUUGCUGGUGCUGCACUCCAUCCCCCACCACUUGAUCUAGAUACAGCCACCUCUGUUAAUUUUAACAAGACCCUGAUUGCUGAACAAGUCACUCAAGAUCUCGAACAUUUGGUUCCCUAGAUGGGACAGUGCUGCUCAGAAAAGUUUACCUUUUUUUUUUUUUUCUCUUCUCAAAUUUCCUGUGCAUUCAAUCAUGAAGUAAACGCUGAAAGCACUCUCCUUUGCACAGCAGACUGUGGCUGGAUUAAAUAUUAAAUGAUAUGAAAUCAUUUGAAACCUCAUCAGAUUUUGUAUUCAUUCCCUCUGUUCUUGAGAACCCAUACUGACAUGUACUUGUGCUGUUUGUGAAAUGCUCCUGUACAUGAAAGUAUGGCUUAGACAACUUUUAAAUUCUCUGCUAGUGGUUUACUUUAGCGUGUCCGCUUAAAUAAUGUAACUAACAUAUACCAAAUAAUGCUAAAAUAUGACAAGUUUGACUUGCUAAUAAUAUUCCUGCCCCCUUUUCUGAUUUAAUGCACCCACCACCAGCAGUGCACAUGGCCCUUUAAAGCUUUCAUUUAUGGUGCCUCUACAAGUGAUUUUAUUUCAUCUUGGGCACAUGGCAGCUGGAGCUUACUUUGGCAUUUUUAUGAAACAUGCUUCAUUUGAAUCAUUUUGAUCUUGCCGACUUCCUUUCUCAGUAUAGAAUUUGGAAAGACGGCUGCAUGCCAGCAGAAGAACUGUCUGGCAUCGCCUGUUAUUUCUAUAUGUUUUCAUCACCAUAAGUCCUGUGUUACUUCCUCCUAGAACCAUUUUUCGCUCUCUCUCUCUCCCCCCCCCCAAGUAUACAAACUGAGUAUUUACCUUGGUUUAUGCUACAUAUGGCAAUAACCCUAAAUUUUAACGUUAUUCUUUGUUAAUUCACAAAUUAUUCUUUGUGUGUGUCAGUAUACACUCUGGAUCACUCCGAAUAGAUGAGGCCAUAUGAAUGUAUGCAUGGUGUUCCUGUGCUGAAACCAAGCCCACCAUAAUGCCACUGUUGUCCCGUUUACUGAAGGUACAAUCCUGGCAUUGUCCUCUGCUUCACAGGGUCCUUAAGUGCUUUGCAAACAUCUACUGUACCCGUUUACUCCAGCAUCAAACAAGGAGGACAGGCGGCAUGAUUUUGUACACAUGGCCUUAGGUAGUACUACUAAACAGUGAGGGAAGACAACAGGGUCUCAGCUAUGCUCCCAAUAAUUAUUUGCAUUUAUAUUAUUGAAUGUUAUAUACUGAGCCCUGACCAGUCUCCCUCUACAGUUUGUCUUUGCACACAACUUGAAUGAAGAGAUGAUGGCAAAUAAGUCUACCUUUACAGGUUUCUUUCACUUGACAUUGCUGUGUAUUAAAAUGGGCUUUACGUUAUAAUUUAUACAGAAAACACUCUGCUGAUUUGGAAAGUGGGGAUUGUAGACAUGUAGCCUCUGACUGCUGAAACUGAAGGCACUUGUCAAAUAUACUUGAGUAACCCAAAGCACUUUGUGAACUUUUGAAAACUGUCACAGAAAGCCUUUGUUGAAUUGCUGAAUGCUGUCAUGGCAAGUUGUGUAUUAUAAAGAACAUUAAAUAAAUGAUUGCAUUUA